AAGGUGAGAAGUUUACAUGACAAACAUAAAGGAUGGAGGCAGAGAAAUGAGUGAACGUGCAUUUGUUGGUAGAUUGUCUUCAAUACAUAGUUUUGCUUCAACAAAUUGAUUUAUGUAGUGUCUAAUUGCUUAAAAUAGCAAACCUUUUCAGCCGCAGAAUGUUUCUCCUUAUCUACUAGCAUUACCAAUAUCCCUUACAUAUGAAGUAACCUUUAAAGGCUCCGGUGACCAGGUUCAGGUAGCUCAUUAAGCACCAUCAUCAAUAUAUUUUAGUGUGGUGGCUUAUGAACAUAUUUUUUAAUGACAUUCUGAGUUUUAUAGAUAAAACUUUCUACAGGAUUGGAGGAUUCUUUUGAACUUAGCUAGUAUAUCUUCAUGUAUGAACCAAACGGAAAUGUUGCAACUUCAUUUUCAUGCCAACUAUAUCAAAAGGGACGUAAUCAUCUUAGCUGCGUUUGACUGAAAUUAUUUUACUCCUUGGUUACAAUACAGUGCCUUGUAUUUAUUAAAUUUUCGGGUUGCUUUACUAACUAUCGAAUAGGUCUGGUUGAAGCAGUAUACUUGCUUUACUAAACUCGGUGGCUACACUAUCGCUCACAUAAAUUGUUUUGUCGAAAUUUUAAGUUGAUAUUCAAAGUAAAUUAAAAAUGUUAAAAGUUAUAAAUCGUGCUUGAAUUGUGCUUGCGUUUUAAAGGACUCUUGACUUCAUCGGUCAUAAAAUAUUUGGGGGACAUGUGAAGGAACAAGCAACCUACAGAAUGUCGAAAAGGUCGCAUCGUUCUCAAUCGUUGGAUCUUCAUUUUAUUCAUCUCUCUCUCUCUCUCUCUCUCUCUCUCUCUCUCUCUCUCUCUCUCUCUCUCUCUCUGCCAUCUGACCUGUGGGUUUUGCAUAUAUAUAAACAAGUAAUCUCUCUCUGAUUCUCAAGAGCGGAUUAGGGAAGUGUAAUCCAUCAUUACCGGAAAAGAUAGCACAAUACUCCGCGACGGGGAUGAAGAAUUGGUGGGACGAUGUUAACGAGUCAACUCAGUGGCAAGAUGGGAUCUUAUUCUCUCUUUGUGGAGCUUAUGCUCUUGUUUCCGCAUUCGCUCUUGUCCAAUUGGUGAAGAUCCAAAUGAGAACGCGUGAAUAUGGAUGGACCACUCAGAAGGUGUUUCAUCUUUUAAACUUUGUCGUCCAUGGAGUUCGUGCGGUUCUAUUUGGAUUUCACCAUCAAGUCUUUCUCAUGCAUCCCAAGGUGUUUUGCUGGAUAUUACUGGAUCUUCCGGGCCUCUUCUUUUUCUCGGCGUGCACACUGCUCCUUCUGUUCUGGGCACAGAUAUAUCACCAGGCAAGAAGCUUACCAACGGAUAAGCUGCGGAAAACCUAUAUUUCAGUCAACGUGGCUGUAUAUUUUGCUCAGGUUGUUAUUUGGGUAUGUAUCUGGGUAAAUGAUAACAGCACCGUGGAGUUUGUUGGAAAGAUAUUUAUGGCAGUUGUGUCUUUCAUCGCUGCAUUAGGCUUCUUGCACCAUGGAGGAAGAUUGUUUGUUAUGCUUAAAAGGUUCCCGAUUGAGUCAAAUGGAAGAAAAAAGAAGCUCCAUGAGGUUGGAUCUGUGACGGCCAUAUGCUUCACCUGCUUCCUCAUAAGAUGCAUUGUGGUGGGUGUAUCAGCUUUUGACAGGGAUUUGAGGCUGGAUGUUCAUAAUCGUCCGGUUCAGAUUUUAAUCUACUAUAUGGUGGUUGAGACAAUUCCAUCGGCACUAGUCCUCCUCAUUCUGCGUAAGCUACCUCCAAAGAGAUCAUCAGCUUAAUACCAUCCCAUCCCGUAG
Messenger RNA from Brassica rapa (field mustard), 1807 nucleotides. RefSeq names its product tobamovirus multiplication protein 1. Gene Ontology annotation, cellular component: plant-type vacuole membrane. Lineage: Eukaryota; Viridiplantae; Streptophyta; Magnoliopsida; Brassicales; Brassicaceae. The record is from RefSeq and is a predicted model, not a curated record.